AUCAUUUGUCAUUUUUUUGACUUUGACAGCGAGUCAGUGGCCGAUUGCAUGGUUGUCAGUUGUGAUUAAAUCCACAUUAAAUAUUUACAUUCCAUUAUAUUAAAUAUGAGGUGACGUGGAUCUAGUUAAAGUUAAAAGUCUAAUCAUUCCAGUAGUAGUCAUAAAUAUUUAAUUGUAUGUUAAAAAUGGCAGGCGCCCCGGUGAAAUUAGGUUCUUUUAUUUCGCUUUGUGUUCUGUUUUAUGCGGUUUAUUUCCGCGGUAAUGACAUAGGUGAUGAAAGAUUAUCACCUGUGAAGAAUCAUUUGCUGUUUUUGGAGAGUGAGAACAAAGUUGGUGUUGGAAACAGUCAGCCGAAGGUAGCUUUAGGUUAUGGAGCAUGUCACGAUUUAUUCGUGAAUGCAACGUCGCUUCUAGAUUACAGAGAUCUUAAAGGCAGCCCUGAACACUUUAAUGAGAUCUCAAAUAAAGAAGAAUUUAUUAAAAGCUUUACUUAUUUUUUCAAACAUGGUGCAGCUGCUGAGCGAUUCAUGUCUAAUAGCAAAUUAUAUGAUGACCUAGUGGAACAAGCUCUUAAACUGCCAGACACAAGAUGGGCUAUCGGUGGAAAUGCACCCUUAAUGGCAAAGAGAUUCUUCCUUGAAGGUUGGAAAGUACUUUUUGGGGCAAAGAUGAGUAAAAAACUGAAAACUUACAUCCCCGAAGAAAUUCUCAUAGUUGGUGAUAAUGAAAAUGAGGAAGUAAAAGAUGAUAUUCAUAUGAUAUUAGAGUAUAAAGCUGAUGCAAUGUUUGGUAAAUACAAAGCUCCAAGAGCUAAUAGAUACAUCAUGCAUAAUGAUGAGAACAAUCCAUUAUUAAGUUCCUUAGAGAAGGUUGGUGAACAUUUGCCGAACUUCAAACCCAAUUUGCUAGUCAUUAGUGGUCUACAAAUGAUGGACAACUUCCCUUUCAAACAAGAUGGUAGAGACUUAAGAGCGGAAAGACUAGAUCUAGUCAAGGAACAAAUUUUAUCACAACCUUUGAACACAUUAGCCCAUUUUGAGAUGGCAAGUUAUGUUGAUCUAGAAUUACUUCAACAUCUUACAACUAAAGUGUUGCCAUUUGUCGACUCGGUUGGUAUGAAUGAACAAGAAUUAUCAAACCUAAAUAGUGUAUUAGAACAUGGCCGCGUUGUUGUGGUCGCUGACUCCAAUCCGAGAGUAGCGACAGCACUUGACCAAAUGAGGAACACAUACAAACUUAUACGCGAGAAGAAUACCGCAUUUGGUAGUCAAAGAAAGUUGACAAGAAUGCAUGUACACACUUUAGCGUAUCAAGCAAUUUUAACUGUACAAAAUUCCGAUUGGAAGAGAACUGCUGCAGCAGCUGCUAAAGCCUCACUGACCGCACACAGAUAUGUCUGCAAUUCAAAGAAUAUUAACCUUGAAAAGACGAAAUUGUUACUUGAUGACAGCUUUUCAACAACUACGAGUAAUGAUAAUAAUAGUAGAGUGUUCUUCGAGCCUAAUAAACCAGUGGCAUGCUGGGAGGAGACAAUUGAAGGUGACAAAGUUGAAAUAUGUGUCGCCCCAGUACUCAUUUGUACGGAAGCUCAAUUGACUGCAGGUGCGGGGGACAAUAUCUCUGCAGCGGGUUUGGUUUUGCAGGUCGAAAUUUAAAUGUAAACUCGCUUAAUUUUAUAUGUUAUUUAUUCUAAAAAAAAUUAUUGACAAAAUGUUAUACAUCCCUAAUGUAUCAAAGAAUAUUUUAUAAUCUUUAUACUUCAUGAAAUAUAAAAUAAAAACAUUAAAACUUGCCAGAGCCCUAUUUAUAUGAAAAAAUCAUAGUUUGGUAUCAAAAUUAAGAUAUAUUUGGAAUAUUUACGGUUACUUUGACAUUUUAAGUGCAUUGGGAUAGAUUUAUUGACAAAUACACAAGCAGCUCCCUGAAUUCGCCAAAAUCGCGAAGCAACCACUGCCUAGACAUCCAGAUUUGCAGAAACUUUGUCUAUAUUUAAUCAAGUGAAGAGAAAGGUCAUAUUUCCCCUUCCUUUCUAAGUCGACUGAGUCUAUUUAUGGUUCAGGAGUGAUUUAUUAAUUAUAUUAAGGAAUAAAAUGUACAAGUUAUUGUUGGUACUUAAAAAAACGGACUUAAUUCAAACAUUUUCUAUAAAAUAUUGUCACUAUUAUAAAGAGUAAGAGGAGUACAUGAAAAUUCACUACAAAUAUGUACUGAACGGUGUUAUCUCUAUUUCUUCUAUAAGAAUGAGUGAGAUAGCUAUAUAUUUAACAUGUCUGUCCAUAGUUGCAAUUGUUGUAUUCAAUAGAAAUGAGACAUGUACAUUUCAUUGACUGACAAAUCUAUUGUUCAUCAAUUUAUUUUGGAAAGUUCCGCUGUUUUGAUGACACAUAUAUAUCUGUUUUUAAUAGGUGAAAUUAUUUAGUCAAGUCGGUUGUAAUUUCUCUUUUCUAUUAAAUUUACAUUUGUACACUAUAUUGACUAAUACAGCAUGUGGGAAUCUAUCUUGUAAUAAAUUGAAUUGUCAAAGGAAAUGAACAAUAUUUUUACAGAGAGAUUCAAAUAUAGACACAUGCAGUAUCUUUUAAAUAUUUUAAAGCAUAAUUGAAUUUUCAGUACCAUUUUCCAUCAGUUAUUUAGACAACAGUAAGUCUACCAGUAGUAGUUUUUUGAGCUUAUACUUAAUAUCUGUCUAUUUGUAUGCAAAGUUGAAGGUCUGUCUACAAUGAAACCUCAACUAAGUUAUCAGCUAUGUCUACACUGUUACUGCUUAUUUUAUACUUUAAUUAACUAGAACAAAAUCUAAUUGUGACUUAUCUUGUUUGUUAUAUUACUGUAAUUGUUAAACCCGCUAUAUUUUUUUUAUUUAAAUCAAUGUUUAUUAAUUUUAUUUGCUAGUCACAUGUAAAAAAAAUUGUCAAAAAACAAAAUUGUAUGUCCCAAUUGUAUGACAAUGCAAAUUUUUAUUUAAAUUUAAACAAAGAUUUUAAUGUGCAAGGAGGCUUAUGGAAUUGAUUUAUUACUUAACUUGUGUUUGUUUAAUUUUUUUGUUUGUACAUUCCAAAAUAUACAUUUCGGGAACUUGUAAAAGGAAACAAAAUUUUUAUGAUAUAUGAUUUAUUUAAGAACUUUUACAAUGUUCAGUGAUAGAUGAGCAAUAAAUAAAUAAAAACUA
Molecule: messenger RNA, 3169 nt
Organism: Papilio polytes (common Mormon)
Lineage: Eukaryota; Metazoa; Arthropoda; Insecta; Lepidoptera; Papilionidae
Product: ADP-dependent glucokinase
Exons: 3
Coding region: 177-1655 (492 amino acids)
Biological process (GO): glucose metabolic process
Cellular component (GO): endoplasmic reticulum
Molecular function (GO): ADP-specific glucokinase activity
Source: RefSeq, a predicted model, not a curated record